This is a messenger RNA of Bombina bombina (fire-bellied toad), 6034 nucleotides long. RefSeq names its product pyruvate carboxylase (gene PC). Gene Ontology annotation, biological process: pyruvate metabolic process; gluconeogenesis. NCBI's taxonomy places the organism in Eukaryota, Metazoa, Chordata, Amphibia, Anura, Bombinatoridae. The coding region runs from base 397 to 3930 and encodes 1177 amino acids. Gene Ontology annotation, cellular component: cytoplasm. Gene Ontology annotation, molecular function: metal ion binding; ATP binding; pyruvate carboxylase activity. The record is from RefSeq and is a predicted model, not a curated record. The transcript is spliced from 21 exons.
UUUUGCCUUCCUGUCCCUUUAAAAACUGAUAUCUUUAAUUCUAGACACAAGAAUGAAAAUCUUCCUAUAAAAAUACUAAUCUUCUUUUCCCCCGGGGCUGUGCGCUUUUCAUUCGCUCACAAACACAUCUUCCUUUCUGCUUUCCAUGCGCUGGUUUUGCGGCUCCAUCCGAGUCUCGCAGUUCCCCGGAGCGGAUGAGAUACUAGGAAGCCCCUUUCCCUGGUCACUCCUCCCUGUGAGUGAGACUGUUCCCUGCCCAAAUGUUUGUUUCCCUAAGGCACAAAGUACAGCUGCUUAUCUUCUGCUAGUAAAACCUGUUGUUUGACUCCACGUGUAUAAAACCUGCUCUCUGCUGUUUCCUCACACAGUACAGCGUUCGUCCAAAUCUGCUCAAGUAUGUCGCAGCUCCGGUUUGUAAAGGGAGGCCUGAGCUUCCUGGGCGUCAAGCGCGUCUCUGUGCUCAACGCGGUCUUCCAGAGCACCCAAAAAGUGGAGUAUAAACCGAUCAAGAAAGUGCUUGUGGCCAACAGAGGUGAGAUCGCCACGCGAGUGUUCAGAGCGUGCACAGAGCUAGGAAUAAGGACAGUUGCCGUCUACUCAGAGCAGGACACUGGCCAAAUACACAGGCAAAAAGCAGAUGAGGCGUAUCUGAUCGGCAAAGGGCUGCCACCUGUUCAGGCUUACCUUAACAUACCCGAUAUCAUCAAGGUCGCUAAGGAAAAUGAAGUAGAUGCCGUUCACCCCGGUUAUGGUUUCCUUUCUGAGCGCUCUGAUUUCGCUCAGGCCUGUAAUGACGCCGGUGUGCGUUUCAUCGGUCCUUCUCCUGAGGUGGUACGAAAGAUGGGAGACAAAGUGGAAGCGAGAACCAUUGCUAUCGCUGCAGGGGUGCCAGUUGUCCCCGGUACAGAUUCUCCCAUCACCUGCCUGACCGAGGCGAAGGAGUUCUCUAACAAAUAUGGCUUCCCUAUCAUCUUUAAAGCUGCGUAUGGCGGUGGCGGCAGGGGCAUGCGAGUGGUGCGAAGCUACGAGGAGCUAGAGGAGAAUUACACUCGCGCCUUUUCGGAGGCACUCUCAGCCUUUGGGAAUGGAGCACUGUUUGUGGAGAAGUUUAUUGAGAAGCCACGUCACAUAGAGGUGCAGAUACUGGGUGAUAAAUAUGGUAACGUGGUGCAUUUGUACGAGCGCGACUGCUCCAUACAGAGGCGGCACCAGAAGGUGGUGGAGAUAGCGCCAGCUGCGCAACUAGAUUUACAGCUCAGAGACCGACUGACACACGACUCUGUCAAACUGGCCAAACAUGUGGGCUAUGAGAACGCGGGAACGGUGGAAUUCCUGGUGGACAGACACGGCAAACACUACUUCAUUGAGGUGAACUCCAGGCUGCAGGUGGAGCAUACAGUGACCGAGGAGAUUACAGAUGUUGACCUCGUUCAUGCUCAGAUCCAUGUGGCAGAGGGGAAGAGUCUUCCUGAGCUUGGCCUGAAACAGGAGAACAUCAGAAUAAAUGGCUGCGCUAUCCAGUGCAGAGUUACAACUGAGGAUCCGGCCCGCGGCUUCCAACCAGAUACCGGUCGCAUUGAGGUUUUCCGCAGCGGAGAAGGAAUGGGUAUUCGCCUGGACAGCGCUUCCGCCUUCCAGGGAGCUGUCAUCUCACCACACUAUGACUCUCUGCUUGUGAAAGUUAUUGCACACGGAAAAGACCAUCAAGUGGCCGCCACAAAGAUGAGCCGAGCAUUAGCAGAGUUCCGCAUACGAGGAGUGAAGACCAAUAUUCCCUUCCUGCAAAAUGUGUUGAACAACAACCAGUUUUUGCACGGGACAGUGGACACUCAGUUCAUUGAUGAAAAUCCUGACCUGUUUAAUCUGAGACCUGUACAGAACCGAGCUCAGAAGCUACUACAUUAUUUGGGUCAUGUGAUGGUGAAUGGACCAACCACACCCAUCCCGGUGAAGGCUUUGCCGUCUUCUAUAGACCCUGUUAUACCCCCAGCGACAAUGAACGAUCCACCUCCCGGAUUCAGAGACAUUCUUCUUCGUGAAGGCCCAGAAGGCUUUGCACGAGCAAUUCGCCAGCACCAGGGUCUACUUCUUAUGGACACCACCUUUCGAGAUGCUCACCAGUCUUUACUCGCCACCCGCGUGCGCACUCAUGACCUGAAGAAAAUCGCCCCAUUUGUCUCACAGAAUUUUAGCAACCUCUUUAGCUUGGAGAACUGGGGAGGGGCUACCUUUGACGUUGCCAUGCGCUUCCUUUACGAAUGUCCUUGGAGACGUCUGCAGGAACUGAGGGAACUCAUUCCAAAUAUCCCCUUCCAAAUGUUGCUCCGAGGAGCGAAUGCCGUCGGGUACACAAACUACCCGGAUAAUGCCGUCUUCAAAUUCUGUGAAGUGGCUAAAGAGAAUGGGAUGGAUGUCUUCAGAGUUUUUGACUCUCUUAACUACCUGCCGAACAUGAUCCUGGGUAUGGAGGCGGCUGGCCGAGCGGGUGGGGUAGUGGAAGCUGCAAUCUCUUACACUGGCGACGUGGCAGAUCCUACUCGCACCAAGUACACGUUAGACUAUUAUAUGAACCUAGCUGAGGAGCUAGUAAAGGCCGGAACCCACAUCCUGUGCAUCAAGGACAUGGCCGGGUUACUAAAGCCCAAGGCCUCAGAUUUGCUGAUCCGUUCGCUGCGCGACAGGUUCCCAGAUGUUCCCAUUCACGUGCACACACAUGACACAGCGGGAGCUGGCGUGGCUUCCAUGUUGGCAUGUGCUCAGGCUGGAGCAGAUAUUGUGGAUGUGGCUGUGGACUCCAUGUCUGGAAUGACCUCUCAGCCAAGUAUGGGCGCGUUGGUGGCAUGUACCAAGGGCACCGAUCAGGACACAGGUAUCCAGCUGGAGAAGGUGUUUGAUUACAGUGAGUACUGGGAGGUGGCUCGGGGUCUCUAUGCCGCAUUUGACUGCACAGCAACCAUGAAGUCUGGUAAUGCGGACGUGUACGAGAACGAAAUCCCUGGCGGUCAAUACACCAACCUCCAUUUCCAGGCGCACAGCAUGGGGCUGGGCAAUAAAUUCAAGGAAGUAAAGAAGGCGUACACCGAAGCCAACAAGCUGCUCGGAGAUGUCAUCAAGGUGACUCCUUCGUCAAAGAUAGUUGGGGACCUGGCACAGUUCAUGGUUCACAAUGGUUUGAACCGUGAGGAGGUGGAGAAUACGGCGGAUGAGCUCUCCUUCCCACUGUCUGUGGUGGAAUAUCUGCAGGGAUACGUUGGGAUUCCAUACGGCGGCUUCCCUGAGCCAUUGCGCACCAAGGUACUCAAAGACCUCCCUCGUAUUGAGGGCAGACCAGGCGCCUCACUACCAUCCAUGGAUUUUGUCAAAUUAGAGGAGAAUCUUAGAAGCAAAUAUGAUGACAUUACCCCUGAAGAUAUCUUGUCAGCUGCUAUGUACCCUAAAGUCUUUGAGGAAUACAAAGAUUUCAGUGGGCAGUUUGGCCCAGUUGAGUGUCUCAAUACCCGUCUGUUUCUAGAAGGACCCAAGAUCGCAGAAGAGGUUGAGGUGGAACUAGAAAGAGGGAAAACUCUGCACAUCAAAGCCCUUGCCCUGGGAGAUCUUAACAAGGCUGGUCAGAGAGAAGUGUUCUUUGAAUUGAACGGUCAACUCCGAUCUAUCCUUGUGAAAGACACUCAGGCCAUGAAGCAGAUGCAUUUCCACCCAAAAGCCUUAAAGGAUGUUAAGGGUCAGAUUGGUGCUCCCAUGCCAGGAAAGGUUAUCGACAUUAAGGUAAAAGAGGGAGCUAAAAUUGAAAAAGGCCAACCCCUCUGUGUACUCAGUGCCAUGAAAAUGGAGACCCUGGUCAACUCUCCCAUAUCUGGAACCAUCAAGAAAAUCUAUGUUAAACCUGAUAUGCACAUGGAAGGAGAUGACCUCAUACUGGAAAUUGAAUAAAAAAUGGGAACAGUGAUACUGGAAUUGGUGACAAGAGGUUUAAUUGGCUUCUUGAGUUUAGGAGAAAGUACAUUCAUCAUCCUGUACUUGUGGACUUUGUCAUCCUAGUAAAAAACUGGUCUUGUGGGUAUUGGAACCUUGAUAUGUUCAGUUUUUAGUGUUCAUUUAAUGGACAAUCUAGAGGUGACUCUUGACUACACAUUAUGCUAUUACACAUUUUCUACAGAUUGUUUACGUUGUAAAAUAAAAUAUUUCAGAUUGUGAUAGAAACAACAUCUGGAACUAGACAGGUCCCAUAGAACAUAGUUUGGCUUGAAAUGAUGCAUCCAUGUGUCAUAAUUACAUACUAAUUUCCAUUGGUCAUUCUUUUGGUGGUGGUCCAAGCAUAAGUGAUGCUGUAAGGACUUUGCACAUUGUAAUGUUAGAUCUUUUUUUUAUUGAGUUAUGGCAGAAGAUUGGGUAUAUCUUAGCCAUACAAUGACUACAUUGUACAUCUUAAACAUUGCUGUCCAUUAGCCAUUAUGCAGGGUACUAGAAAAGCUAUAUAUAGUAUGUGACUACUGGUGGAAGCAGACAUCCUAUCUAGUGCUUUACAUUUUCUUAGCGGAUUAAAGAGAUUGUAAUUGUUGUUAUUGGCCAUUGCCUUCUAAUUUCCUCGUCCAUUUCUCUGCCUUAUGUUCUUUCACUUUCUGUCUGCAAAUGUUAGCACUAUGGAGAGAGGUAGCUUAGGAACUCACACAGAGGUGUUGUGGUUAAUGAGCACACAGUAACCUUUUUAAAAAAUACGUAAUUGACCAUAGUAUGUGAAGCAAUUAUUUGUAAUUCAUUAGUUGCCUUUACCUGUCCUUCACCUACAACACGUUCUUUGUGUCUUGUUUUCUGGUCAGUCUGCAAAUUUCAGCACCAUGGAGAGAGAGAGGGUUGUUUUAGGGAUUGUAACAGAUGGUAUUUGUACGUAACUGCACAACCUGUAUGAUUAAAGCACAGCGUAACUAUAUAAAAUAUACCUAAGUGACGCCACUUUGAGACUUCAUUGCUCCUGUGUUUAGCUGCUAUUAGCCUCUGUUUCCAACACAUUUAUUUUUGUCUUUUCUCUUCUGCUUUUAAAUUUCAGCACCAUGGAGAAAGGUGUCUUAAAGGGACCGUGCAGCCAAAAUGAAACUUUCAUGAUUCACAUUACAAACUUUACAGUUUACUUCUAUUUUCUAAUUUGCCUUGUUCUCUUGGUAUCUUUUGUCAAAAAGCAUAACUAGGUAAACUCAGGAGCAGCGGUGCACUGCUGGGAGCUAGCUACUGGUUUAUGGAUAUGCACAAAAUGCCUCUCGUCAUUGGCUCACCCAAAGUGUUUAGCUAGCUCCCAGUAGUGCAUUUGUGCUCCUGAUCCUACCUGGGUUUACUCUUCAUCAUAGGAUACCAAGAGAAUGAAGCAAAUUUGAUAAUAGAAGUGAAUUGAAAAGAUGUUUAAAACUGUUUAGUCUGAAUCUUUACUGCCACAGUGUGAAUAAUUAGAAAAUUGUGUUUUUUUUAUAUAUAUAUAUACAUAAUCUUACCAUAGUAUGUGAUGCAGUUAUCUAUUUUUUCCUUUCUGAAUUCAUUCAAAUUAUCUUUAUCUGCCAACUUCUAAGUCUAGUUCCAACGCGUUUCGUCACCUUAUAUUCUUACCUUCUCCAACAGUAGGUUUCAGCACCAUGGACAGAUGCCUUGGGGACCUUGAAAGAUGAUGUUUGUUGGAAAUGAUUAAUAAACCUUACCAUAACUUUUUAAAAUUGAUAUUAUUAUUUUUUCCCACAAACUAUAGUCUAUAAUUUCCUUUUGUGAAUUUAUAGUCAGUAGUUUGAGUCGUUAUUACGAUUAGAAGAACAGGCUUUUAUUCUAGUUUAAUCAAGUAGGGUUCACUAAUGUCAUCUGUAUAUGCUACUAAUGAAAAGAUUCAACCAGCAAAUGAAAGUGCUUGCUCAAUUAAUGUCCUUUUGCCAUUGUAUGUCCUCUGCCUGGUUUACGUAAAACUAUUGUCAUCUCAGUACAGUUUUCUCUCUAUGUACGGACGCUGCAGCUAUGUACGUUUUAAGGACAUUCUCAUGUAAUAAAUUGUACAGAAACAUUU